Paramacrobiotus metropolitanus is the source of this 2647-nucleotide messenger RNA. RefSeq names its product dynamin-1-like protein. Gene Ontology annotation, molecular function: GTP binding; microtubule binding; GTPase activity. Gene Ontology annotation, cellular component: cytoplasm; mitochondrion; membrane. The coding region runs from base 210 to 2294 and encodes 694 amino acids. The record is from RefSeq and is a predicted model, not a curated record. The transcript has 14 exons. Lineage: Eukaryota; Metazoa; Tardigrada; Eutardigrada; Parachela; Macrobiotidae. Gene Ontology annotation, biological process: mitochondrial fission.
AUCCACAAAUUUGCGAAACUUCAUUCGAGCAUGUCUAGUUGUAUCCCUGCUUAUCGCUGUCUGCAUUGUUGACCUUACAUUUACCUUCUGGGCAUCCCCCGCCUUUGUUGCAAUACAUCCCAUAUUAUUAUUUUUGUGGCAUUAAGUUGGCCUCUGCUACGUGCGGUACCUGCAUUUGCUUUCGAAGCGGAUAGUUUUGCUGGUGUAAAAUGGAAGGUUUAGAAGCGUUGAUUCCCGUUAUCAACAAGCUCCAAGAUGUCUUUACCAAAGCCGGCAUUACCAAUCUGGAGGCUGUCAAUCUUCCCCAAAUUAUAGUGGUCGGGGCGCAGAGUGCCGGAAAGAGCUCCGUGCUAGAAAGUUUGGUUGGUCGCGAUUUCCUGCCGCGAGGACAAGGCUUGGUUACCAGACUGCCACUGGUACUGCAGCUUAUUAAACUGGAUGACGACAGCAGAAAUCGCUACGGCAUCGGGGAGAACAAAGAGUUCGCUCAGUUCCUUCACGAUCAGAACACAUUGUAUACCAAAUUCGAUAACGUUAGGAAGGCAAUAAAUGAUGAAACUGAUCGCAUCAUGGGAAAAAACAAGGGCAUUGGCAGCCAGCCCAUCAAUCUCAGAAUAUUUUCUGAAACAGUUGUUGACUUGACUCUUGUUGAUUUGCCUGGUCUCACGAAGAAUCCUGUGGGUGAUCAGCCGCACAACAUCGAAGAGCAAAUUACAAAGCUCAUUAUGGCAUAUAUAAAAAAUCCUAACUCACUUAUUUUGGCGGUAACACCAGCCAAUGUGGACAUGGCCACAUCAGAAGCGCUAAAAUUGGCGAAAAUUGUCGACCCGGAAGGCAAGCGUACUUUGGCGGUUAUCACCAAACUGGAUUUAAUGGACAAAGGUACCGAUGCACGAGACGUUUUGAGCGGCAGCGUCAUCCCGGUUAAACUUGGAAUCGUUGGAGUAGUCAAUCGAUCACAGCAGGAUAUUAACACCAACAAAACGAUAUCAAAAGCUGUGGAGGACGAGAAAACCUUCCUGCGGAAACACUAUUCCGAACUGGCGCACAAACAUGGGACUAUCUAUUUAAGCCGAACUCUUAAUAAUCUGCUAAUGACCCAUAUUCGAGAACGACUACCGGACCUCAAGGGGCAAAUUAGCCAUCUGACACAAGCUCAUAAAAAGCUCAUGGAGGAUUUGGGACAACCUGUCACGGACAAGGAAGCUCAUCUGAUCAGACUAAUAACGGACUUUGUGAAAGCGUACAGCAACACGGUGGACGGUACCAACGUAGACGUGGACUCCAGUACCAACAAGCUGAAAGGCGGCGCAUUGAUCAGUGUGGAGAUAUUUCAAAAUAUCUUUCAUGCGCACUUGUUUGACAUCGAAGCGUUAGAUGGUCUGGAGUUGAAAAUCAUUGUUUUGACACUGCGUUCAGCGGCAGGAUUGUAUCCUCCGCUCACGGUACCGGAUAUGGCUUUCCGCACCUUAGCUAAGCGCCAAGUUGCCCAUAUGUUGCAACCCUGUCUGGAAUGUGUUGACCUCGUCUUUGAAGAGAUGCAGCGAAUCAUUCAGCGAUCUGGUACAAGUAUUCAGAGAGAAUUCCAGAAAUAUCCCCAAUUCGGCGCCGGCGUUAUCCGUGUUGUGAACGAGUUUUUAAAACAGCAGGCUGAAUCAACGAGAACCAUGGUUAAAUAUCUGCUGGACAUUGAGGUGGCCUACAUAAAUACCAAACAUCCUGAUUUUUGUGAGGAGAUGGAAGCACUUUUGGAACAGCGCUCAGCAGCACGGGCCGAGAGAAACAACGAAGAAGAUAGUCCACAGCGGAGCAAGCCCAAGAAGCCAGUACGCCAAUCUGGAUACUUCGAUUCAAUGACUUCGGCUUCCGGAAAAAGUGGUCGGCAAAAGUCGUCCGCUAGCCGAAUUAGCCUUGGUCCUGGAAGUACCAGAGAAGCCAACUUCUUGGCCGAGCGCGAAGAAUUCGACCCAGCCAGCAUCCCACCGCGCGAAAUGGAAGACGUUGAACUGAUGCAGACAUUGGUGACAAAAUACUACGCUAUUGUUCAGAAAACCAUAUUCGACAUUGUGCCGAAAGCCAUAGUUCAUUCACUAAUCGAGAAAACGAAGGACGAAUUAAACCAAAUUCUUCUGUCUAAUUUAUACUCUGCUGGAAUGGCCGAUAAAUUUGCAAUCCUAAACGAAGCAAAGGACGUGACGGAGCAGCGCACCAAUACUAUGGCAAUGUUGGAAGCGUUACACCAAGCCAGCAAGAUUAUUAGUGAAGUCAGAGAUUUGUCGACAAACCGGAACUAGAAACAUUUCUUUUAUUCAAAAAUUGAUGUUCAAACUGUUUUUAAAAGUUUUUAUCGUCUAGCUCAGUGUAACAUUUACAGUCGCCGACCGUAAGAUUGCGGGGCAAAUUAAGAGUUCGUGGCCGUAACAGCUGUGAAAUACGUUUUUGGAGUACAACGAAACCGACAUCUUAAUAUUUGUACUUAGAAAUGCCUCAUAUGUGUUGGUCAAGCAGUCAAGCGUACUUUCAAAAGUCAAACGUACUCUCUGGCAGACAGUUUAGAGAUACGAGUUGCUUUCGCAGCCUUUGCAUGGAACAGGGUGUUAGUCGUCAUCAGCACUUCCGCCGGUACCACGACUGUUGCCGCUGCCUC